Sinocyclocheilus anshuiensis is the source of this 1620-nucleotide messenger RNA. RefSeq names its product cellular communication network factor 1, like 1 (gene ccn1l1). Lineage: Eukaryota; Metazoa; Chordata; Actinopteri; Cypriniformes; Cyprinidae. Bases 152 to 1309 code for a protein of 385 amino acids. The transcript has 5 exons. Gene Ontology annotation, cellular component: extracellular region. Gene Ontology annotation, molecular function: heparin binding; integrin binding. The record is from RefSeq and is a predicted model, not a curated record. Gene Ontology annotation, biological process: cell adhesion; positive regulation of cell differentiation; positive regulation of cell migration.
CAAGAGAAAGGGGCGAGUGUGGAUUGCCAACCAGUCAAAUUCUUUUUGAACUGACAGACGCAGAGGGGCUGUAAAUCAGAAGGCACUUUUUGAACAUCUGAAACACUACUUUGUAACUCAUCCAAACAGAGCACCAACUGAAACAUUUUGAAUGAAACUAACUAUGUCCAAUCUGAGGAGCAUACUAGGGCAAGGACAUUUCAUCACACUGGUGCUGCUGUCAUGGGCCGCUGUGGAGGCGCAGAGAGGCUGUCCACUGAAAUGCUCUUGUCCUUCCUCGCCCUCCUCGUGUCCUCCUGGUAUCAGUUCGGUUCUGGACUCAUGUGGGUGCUGUCGGGUCUGUGCCAGGCAGUUUAACCAAGACUGCAGCCCUGCCGAGCCCUGCGACCAUAUCAAAGGACUGCGCUGCCACCUAAAGGCCGGUGGAGACCCUAACAGAGGCUUGUGUAGAGCUGAGGCUCAGGGUCGCCCAUGCGAGCUGGAUGGACAGGUCUAUCAGCACGGCGAGGACUUUCAGCCAACUUGUGAGCAUCAGUGCACGUGUGUUGAUGGAGUAGUCGGCUGCAUCCCACUGUGCCCACACCACAUCUCUCUACCCGACUGGCGCUGUUCCCGCCGCCGCCUCACCAAACUGCCCGGCCGCUGCUGCCAGGAGUGGGUGUGCGAUGAUGACAACCGCAUUGCUGAAGUGGAGCUGUUGCCUGAUGCACAUCCACAAGAGCACACAGACCUAACAGGCAACGAGUUACUCGUAUCUACUUCUUGGGACAGCAGUGCAACAGCCCCUUAUCAAGAGUGGAUUUCAUCCUCUAAGUCCCACCCCAUCCUUUCACCCUCCUGCUUACUGCAGGUCACUGAUUGGUCCCCGUGCUCAGCCACCUGCGGAAUGGGCGUGUCCAGCCGUUUAACCAAUAGUAAUCCUGAGUGUCGGCUCGUCAGGGAAACUAGGCUCUGUCAGAUACGAGAAUGUGGCGUCAACCCUGCAUUAUCACUGAAGAAAGGAAAGAAGUGUCAGAGAACCACACGUUCACCAAAAUCUGUGCAGAUCGUAUUUGCAGGAUGCUUCACUGCUCGCCGCUACCGGCCUCGUUCAUGUGGAUCCUGCUCAGAUGGUCGCUUCUGUGUUCCCUCUGUGACACGUACAAUCCCUCUACACUUUCACUGUCCUGAGCCAGAACGAGACGACCUUACCCGCAAUGUCAUGUGGAUACAGCGCUGCAGCUGCAGUCAAAGAAACAGCAGACAGGGCCUGCCAUCACAAGCGGAGUUCUUCAAUCUGCCAAAUGAUAUACACACAUACACACACUGACGUUAGCUCAAGAGCACAUUCAAAAGCAUUUUCUCACUUUUCUACCUACUGUACCAAAUUUUCUGUGGAAAUGUUUUAGCCCAGGAUUCAACAAAAUGUAUAAAGCUUAGAAACAGGUUUGUCAUUGCUGUUUUAUCAGGUAUGCUGUAGUGACACAGGGGAAAAACUAUGACUGUAAAGCAGUUGUUUGAGGAAAAACAUACCAUAGUAUAAUCCAUACCAUAAUGUAGCGUGCACACACACAUACUAAUAAUUCAAUAUUCAGGCCCUUUUGUUGUAUUCUUAAAAAUUGAUUUACUGUAUAUAGUGUA